CUUACUGCGCUUCACCGCUCGGUUGCAUUUUUUGCUAGUGUUAGAAAAUUAUGAUAUUGAAAAUGGCGUCUCUACUGCACAUAAUGGCAGUCUUUCAACAACGCUUUUCUUUCCGUCUAUCAAUAGCUUUUUGUUAUAUUUUUCUGACUUGGUUUAGUGUUUCAUAUGUUAAUUGUAUUGGCGAAGUUGUAUAUGCAGUUAAUUGUGGCGGAUCGGCACAUACUGAUUUAAAUGGGGUUCAUUACCAAUCAGAUAAGCUGUCAUUUGGAACGCCAUCAGAUUAUGGCAAAAACUUACAAAUAGGUAGAGUAGCUCCAGCUGAUCAAAUUUUAUACCAGACUGAGAGGUAUCAUACUGCAGAUUUUGGUUAUAGCAUACCAAUUAAAGACGAAGGAGACUUUGUUUUAGUUUUAAAGUUUUGUGAAGUUUAUUUCCGUGGUUCAAAGCUAAAGGUAUUUGAUGUUCGGUUAAACCAUAAUUUAGUGGUAGUUAAAGAUUUAGACAUAUAUGAUCAAGUUGGAUAUGGUAUUGCUCAUGACGAAUACAUCCCUUUUAAAAUACAAAAUGGUCAACUCAAAGUUGGAUCCAAAUCUACACCUUUUACUGGACAUCUUUUUGUAGAAUUUAUUAAGUCAUAUUACGACAACCCAAAAAUUAAUGCAUUUGUAAUAUUUAAAGGAAAUGUUGAAGACGUUCCUCGUUUGCAACCUUUAGAACAGCAUGAAGAAGAACAGCGGGAGGCUGAGUUUGAAGAAGAACUUCCCAAAGAUAAAAAGAACAGGAAAACAUCUGGACCAAAAGUAAAAGAUCCAUAUGAGCUUGACGACGGAAGUUAUUUCUAUCCAUUUAUUAUUGCUGUCGGUCUUUUCAUUCCAACACUUCUUUGUCUGUGCAAACUUUAGACUAUUUGUCUGAACUAGAAAAAUGUAUAUUUAUUUAUUAUAUAGAGGAAAUUGAAAUUUUCUUGAAAA
This is a messenger RNA of Hydra vulgaris (swiftwater hydra), 971 nucleotides long. RefSeq names its product malectin-A. The record is from RefSeq and is a predicted model, not a curated record. Gene Ontology annotation, cellular component: membrane. Gene Ontology annotation, molecular function: carbohydrate binding. NCBI's taxonomy places the organism in Eukaryota, Metazoa, Cnidaria, Hydrozoa, Anthoathecata, Hydridae.